GAAGGAGAAAGACAGAGAAUGACGACUCAGUUCAAAUGGAUUAAAUUCUUUUCAUCAGUUUUACUAAUGCUUCAAGUAACAGCAGCAGCAGUUGAACACUCUGAGUUUAUUAUCAGGGAUGGAGGUGAGGUCACUUUGUCAUGUGAAAAUUUGAAAGAUGAUCGAGAUAAAUGUAACAGAACUACCUGGCUCUUCACUAAAUCAAAAACAUCAGCAGCAAUAACACAGUUUGAAUACGGGAAGAUUCACCGAGAGGCCAAAAAUAAAUCAGACAGACUGAGUGUUACAGCAAACUGUUCUCUGGUUAUAAAGAAGCUCACAGCUGAGGAUGUUGGUCAGUACAUCUGCAGAAGGUUCAGCAAAUCAGGACAACGAGAAGGUCCAGACUCUGUAGCUGAGCUGUCUGUUGUUAACAUAACUGAAUAUAAGGAUGACAACACAGUGACAUUAAACUGCUCUGUGUCCACAUAUGAAGAAUGCAAAUACACUGUGAAGUGGCUCUAUGGUAACAAAGACCUGGGGAUGUCAGUGUCUACCUGCUCAGCCAGUGUGAUCUUUACAACAUCUGAUCAUAUUUACACAUCCAAGAGUUCUGAGAUGUUGAAGUGCCAAGUGACACAUGAUAGAAACAUGCAGGAGUUUAUCUUCAGGAUUCAAUCAUCUGAUCAGGAAACAGGAUGGUGGAUGUUUAUUGUUGCACCGCUGGGGUUAUUAGCACUGAUAGCCAUCAGUGCUGUUAUAGCCAUCAGAUGGAAGAGAGCUAAAGGAAAAAAAAUGGAGACUAAUGAAAAUCCUGAACUGAAUUUAAACCCUGCAGUGACUCCGUCUGCUCCAGGAACCACUCAGGACUCUGCUGAACCUGAAUACGCUGUUGCCUACGCCUCCAUCAGCUACACCAACACCACCAGUAAAGCUCAGGGUCGAGACAAAAAUGAAGGUGAGAGAGUUACGUACUCCACUGUGAAAGCUUCCUCCAUGGAUCCCAGCAACCUCUAUGAUACCAUCAAGUAAACAAAAAGCUUCUCACCUAAAAGAACUGUUGGGUUGCUCAGUUGAAAUAAAUAGAAAGCUGGCACGACAAUUAAACAAACAUAUUGUUACAUACAUUUAUUACAGUAUGUUGUGAUGCCAUCUGCAGGUGAAAUGACAUAGUUGUUAGGGAGUUGAUGCCACAUCAGAUUUGGCAGUGAUGGAGGGAAAGUUUAUCUUGUCUAUAUAUAUUCUCAACUUUGAUUUCUGGUUUUUUUUUUCAUAUUUGUCACAUUUACAUGUGUACAAUAAUAAUAAUAAUAAUAAUAAUAAUAAUAAUAAUAAUAAUAAUAAUAAUAAUAAUAAUAAUAAUGAUGAUGAUGAUGAU
Messenger RNA from Oreochromis aureus, 1357 nucleotides. RefSeq lists its product as uncharacterized. Gene Ontology annotation, biological process: positive regulation of ERK1 and ERK2 cascade; T cell activation; interleukin-15-mediated signaling pathway. Gene Ontology annotation, cellular component: external side of plasma membrane; membrane raft. The record is from RefSeq and is a predicted model, not a curated record. NCBI's taxonomy places the organism in Eukaryota, Metazoa, Chordata, Actinopteri, Cichliformes, Cichlidae. The coding region runs from base 19 to 1011 and encodes 330 amino acids. The transcript has 8 exons. Gene Ontology annotation, molecular function: protein tyrosine kinase binding; MHC class II protein binding.